AUGGCAAACAUGUUGAAAUUUCUAUCGCUCCUUUUGCUUUCCCCUGUACUUGGGGCGGGGAAGAAUGAAUUCCUUUUACCUCCAGCAUGGGCGGACAAGAAUCCAAAAUACAAAACUGGCGAUCUGCUUGAGAUCCAAUGGUCGACCAACUGGAAAGUCUAUUCUCUCUGGCUGUGGCAAAUUGGCACAAAUAAAGGCAAGCGUAUUCAGGGCUCUUUACACGGUGUCAGCUCUUACGGCUGGACUGUCUCGACAGUGGGGGACUUAACACAGACAGAUGUCUUUGUCCUCCAAGUGAUAAAUGAAAAUAAUAGUGAUUAUUUCAUUUGCCAUAGCUUCAACAUCCUCGAAAACAAGGCCACCACAGCGAGGCUCCCCUCUACCACGUCGAUGAAUACGUCAACUAUCUCAUCAACCGCCAUCGGUGCUUCACCCACCCAAGCAUGCCUUACCACACCUACCGGGUCUUCAGACCAAUGCGAUGAAGCGGGACUUACACCGAAAACAAAAGUUGGAAUCGGCGUCGGCGUCGGGCUCGGCUGUGCAUUUCUCAUGGCCAUGGCUGCUAUUAUCUGGUAUUUCCGUCGUCGACAGAAAGAUUCGAACGCGUCAAAUGCGCCGCUUGCUUGGUCUCCGCCAGAUCCUUCACAAAACCCUUCCAAGCAGGGGCCUAUAACUCAACAGCCACGGUUUCCGGUUGAAGUCCCCGGUGACUUUGCAGUUGAAGCUCCGAGUGAUCAUGUUAGAUAUGAGCUGCCGUCGUGA
Molecule: messenger RNA, 765 nt
Organism: Aspergillus glaucus CBS 516.65
Lineage: Eukaryota; Fungi; Ascomycota; Eurotiomycetes; Eurotiales; Aspergillaceae
Exons: 2
Coding region: 1-765 (254 amino acids)
Source: RefSeq, a predicted model, not a curated record